Ostrinia furnacalis (Asian corn borer) is the source of this 1297-nucleotide messenger RNA. RefSeq lists its product as uncharacterized. The transcript has a single exon. Lineage: Eukaryota; Metazoa; Arthropoda; Insecta; Lepidoptera; Crambidae. Bases 159 to 1091 code for a protein of 310 amino acids. The record is from RefSeq and is a predicted model, not a curated record.
UGUUCGACACUUGCCUAAAGGCAGUCUGAUUGGCACCUCUCUGCCAGUCGCGCGUUGUUUGUUGACAUAGUACCACCUGCGAUAGUAAAAGUGGACAUCAAUGUUAUCACUAAGACGGAAAUCUUGAAGACGGAGGUUAAUAACCGAUACGAGCUACAAUGGCGGACACUACUACGAACCCAUCAAUACAGUUUAAUGAAAGUGAAAUCACUUCGACAGAUACGGCCCCAGGGGAAGAGCUUUCGAUUACAGAAAGUGUUCGUAACGUGAUGGACGCUAAGCAGCCACUUCACAAUGAAUCUCAAGAUACUCUACCAGUGUUUGAAGCUUUUAUUAUAAUUGAAAUAGUUAUGACAGCUUUAGAGUUAAUUAUUUGGGGGGUAGCGGCUCUUAAAAUGCAAAGAUGGCGAAAAAACUACAGAAAUCAGAUGUUAUUGCAGCUAAGUGUCGUGCGCUUCUUGAAGAGGUUGGUGUUCCUGAUCGUGUUCAUGAGGGAGAAGAACCUCGUCCCGGACACUGAGGGGUCGAAAGCGGUGAUGUUCAGUUUUGGAAUUUAUGUUGACUUUGUGAUAGUGAUAUUGGUGUUUUUCUUUAUAAAGCACAUGUAUGACAGUUUGAUAGUGGUGAUGGUGAAGAUCAGUGAGAACAGUUUGUGGAAGAUGCUGACGUGCGCGUGGCUGGUGCCGGUGCCUAUCAGCUGCGUGUGCUCGGGCGUGGUGGCGGCGGGCGUGGACCAGUGGCUCGUGCAGCUGCUCAUCUGCUGCCUGGUGCAGUGGCCGCUCAUGCUCCUCGGAACCAUCCUCUACCUAACAAUCUUAUACCGAGUCCUAAAAGACAAGAUAAGAAAAUUCGCCAGAAGCUUAACUGUUAUCACCUUCUUGCUGUGCUUAGUCAUCAACUUUUAUUUGUUCUCAAAUGACAUCAUCAAACUAUUUUGUCUACACUCAUUCUUGACUCUACUAAUUAGUUACGUAUCAGGGUUUCUAAUGAACUUCCUUAUACUUUUAUUGUAUAUUAUCCUAAUUAUAAUGAAUUUCAGGUCUAAGUCCUCCGAAUCUGUACGUAAUCACAGUAUUUCUAUUGAUAAAUGACAAAGUGCAGCUAAAAUUUAGAAUAGGAAACUAACAGAACUGAAUUGUAUAAAUUUAAUUAAGUACAUUAUAAUUAUAACUUAAAGGUAUUUGUACAUAAUCAUAUGUGUUUUAGCAUAUAAAUUAAAUGGUGUAGAACCCAUGUUGAAUGUUUAUUAUUGCGAAAACUUUUAUACCUAAGAAAAAUAUUUCUUCAUAGACUACGA